CAAGUGACUGGCUCGAAAAACGAGCGUAGGCAAGCCCACGCACCGCUGGGGCACGCCUGCGCAUACGUUCUAAACGUGCGCGAGCGCUGCGGCCAUUUGCCUGCGCUCACGGGAGAUCGCAGCACGCGUAACAAGGAGGCACCUAUAUAUUGCACAGCUUGCACAGCGCGCGUCAAGGAGGCAUCUGUAUUGCACAGACGACGGGAGGCAUCCAUAGCACAGCACACAUGGCUCAGGCUUACAUGAACGACCCGCUCGGGCUCGGCGUGAUCGCCGGGGCGCGCCCGGAGCCGGGCUGGUUCGUGCGGCGCGAGCCGCAGCCGUGGCACGCGGCGCUCCCGAAGUGGAUAUGGGCGACCAAUCUCGAGCUGCCCUGGUUCGGGAUCCACGACUGCUUCGCGCCCGAGGGCCGGCACUCGUCGGUCGCCUUCUGGGGCGACGGUCAAUUCGGGGGAGCGACGCGCCUCUGGUUCCUCGCGCGCGAGUUCGAGAGCUGCGACGCGAUCCGCUGGCUGCUGGCCCAAGGCGCGGACGUCGAGAUCGGCAACCCGUUGAGGGGCUCGACGCCGCUACACGGCGCCGCCAUCAACGGCAGCAUUCCCGUCGCGGCGGUGCUGCUCGACGAGGGCGCGCGCGUCGACGCAGGCGACGUCAUGCAGCGCACCGCGCUCCAUUUCGCCGCGGCGUAUGGGCACAAAGCCAUGGUGCGCUUCCUGCUGGACCGCGGCCACCCGCUCGACACGCGGGAUCACGCCGGCGCCAACGCGGAGGACGUCGCGCGGGUGAGCGCCGCGGCGGUGCGCAACGCCGAGGAAGCCGCCAACUUCCUCGCCGAGGUCCGCGCCGCGGGCGGCUGGCGGAAGUAUACGCUGGCGCCCCGCGUCCGCCUCCUCGCGCUCCACAAGGCCCUCCCCGCCCUGCAAAAGGCGCGACACGCGACGGUCGCGUCGGUUCCGGUGCACGAGGCCCUCUUCGCUUCCGACGCGCUCCCCAAGGAACUCGUCUGGAAGGUCAUCUCGUACUGGCGCAGCGACCGCGACCUUCCGGUGCCGGGCCCCGCCGCCCCCCUCGACACGUUCUGGGCCAACCAGCCCGACGCACUUCGGCUGACUGUGCCGUUCCCCGUUGGCGGCGCGGCAUUCUAGUCUGUUGUGGACUGUAGUAAGUAUACACAUCUUU
Pelagomonas calceolata is the source of this 1179-nucleotide messenger RNA. The record is from the annotation of a GenBank genome assembly. Lineage: Eukaryota; Pelagophyceae; Pelagomonadales; Pelagomonadaceae.